Molecule: messenger RNA, 273 nt
Organism: Cannabis sativa
Lineage: Eukaryota; Viridiplantae; Streptophyta; Magnoliopsida; Rosales; Cannabaceae
Product: putative receptor protein kinase ZmPK1
Exons: 2
Coding region: 1-273 (90 amino acids)
Biological process (GO): protein phosphorylation
Molecular function (GO): ATP binding; protein kinase activity
Source: RefSeq, a predicted model, not a curated record
AUGGCUCCUGAAUGGGUUUAUAAUCUUCCGAUCACAUCCAAAGUAGAUGUUUAUAGCUAUGGAAUUGUUUUGCUUGAAAUGGUGAUUGGCAAUGGCCCAACAAGAGGUUCUGAUGGAGAAGAUGUUGACCCCUUGAUGGAAGGCAAUUAUAACUUAAGAGAAGUGGAAAUUUUGAUCGAAGGGGCUCUUAGAUGUGUUGAGGAAGAUAAAGAUGUGAGACCCACUAUGAGCCAAGUUGUUGAGAUGCGUCUAAGCAAUGAAAAGGAAAAGUGA